GACAAUAUUCUCUGUACGAGGAGUAGUCUGUCCACCCUUGUGUUUUCUUAUCAUCAUUAGUUUUUCGAGCUUACAAUCGUUCCAGAAAAUCCAAAUACUUUACUUAAUUUAUCCAAUAAAGCAACACAUAAAUGGUGACAAAUAGCACACCCACCAUUUUCAUCGGAAAUGCAAAUCAAAACAAUUUAAUGCCCGCAGGUGAUAACAAAGCAUCUCUCUGUAGCUCUGCUUCUGUGGUUUUGGGCGUCUAGUUCCACAUUGCUCACAUUUCUUGAUCUCCUCAGAUUUCAUGGAUUUGUUUCUAUUUUCUUUGUCCUUUUAAGUGUGAAAAGUUGAGAAAAUUAGCUUAUUUCCCGAGAUGCUUACUGGGUUCUUGUUGGAAUUUUGGUGUUUUUACUUUUUAGUGCAAUGCUUCUCGAAGAUUGCUUUUGAGCAGCGAAACGGUCUAAAAAAUAAUAAGCAAAUCUCGCUGGGCCACUCUAGUCGCUGACUUAUCUCGAGACACCUCGGAGAUUUGUUUCAUAUUGUGGCUCAUAAAUGAAAUGUUCGAAGGAUCUGCAAAUAUUUGAGAAGUUGCUGGGACUUCUGGUCUCUGUUAAUGCAGUUUCAUUGAUCAAUAUAAGCUUCCUACGGUUUAUGUUUUUUCAUCAGUUUUCUUCAGAGCUCCCUUAUUGGCGACAAGAAUGUGCUUUGAAGCUGAUCUAAGCUCAAUGCAAGUGUUUUUGCUGUUUCGGUAAUGUAUCGCUGACUUCUUGUGACGGUGGAUUGGCAUUACGAAGGGUUUUUUGCUCGUCAUAUUCUGGCAUAAAAUGUUUUCAGUACACGUAAUAGAUUUUCCACGGAAGACUUCUGGGUUUUGUUUGCAGAUAAUCUACUCGAGACGGAUUUUGACUGCAGCAUCGCACAUUGGCUCUAUGGAACGUUUGGGAUAAAAGCAGAAAAGCUUAUUAGCGAAGGAAGGGUCGCUGAACAUGAGUUUCUUUAAAGUCAGAAAAUUCAGAAAAGCCCACAAACCAGACCCAGAAAAAGAUUUAGAGGAGAAGCCGGUGCCACAGCAUGAGCAACCAAAGAAUGGGAAUGUUGGUGAUGAUUUGAGUAAAUCUGCUCAUGCUGAUCCUGUUUCUGAAGCUGAGGAUGACGACGACGAUUUUAUUACAGAUGAGGUGAAGAGGAGAUUGAAAGAACUGAGAAGAAACAGCUUUAUGGUUUUGAUUCCUGAAGAAGAGUCAUGUGAUGAAGAAGAGGAGGAGGAGGACGAGGAGGGUGGUGAGACAAGCUCUAGUGACUGGAGGGAUGUGGAAGCUGAAGCUCUCCAGUGGUGGGGUGGCGUUGACGCUUUGUAUGACAAGUACUGCGAGCGAAUGCUGUUCUUUGAUCGUAUGAGCAUGCAGCAGGUUAACGAAGUCGGUAGAGGUUGUCUUGCGGGCUCCCAAGCCCCUGCAACUCCAUCAUCAAGAUCCACAUCUAAGAAGCUUACAUUCCCUAUUGGCUGUCUUUCUUUGAAGAAGAUUGAAGAACCCAAUUGUGAAACUGAGCAUCUUCAGCAUCCAGUUCAUGACCCAUACCAAGAUAUUGAAACGGCAUACGUAGCUCAAAUCUGUUUGACUUGGGAAGCACUUCACUGUCAAUAUACUCAGUUGAGUCAGAAAAUCUCAAGCCAAGCUGAUAAUCUGGCCUGCUAUAAUCAUAGUGCUCACCAGUUUCAACAAUUCCAAGUUUUGUUACAAAGGUUUAUUGAGAAUGAGCCCUUUGAGGAGGGUCUUAGGGCACAAACUUAUGCUCGAUCCAGGAAUCUUUGGCCUAAAUUGCUCCAGGUUCCUAAUAUAAAAGCAUCAGGUGAAAGAGAAACAGAAGAAUCUUCAUAUCUGACUGUCCUUGCCCUUGAUCUCAUCAAGAUUGUUGAGUGCUCAAUCCUUACUUUCCACUUGUUCAUAAAGAUGGACAAGAAAAAAUCAAGCAGUGUUCUUCACCUGUUUGGAAAUCAGAACCAGGUUACAAUCCCUCUUCAACAGAUCCAAUCUGCUCUGGAGAAGAAGAGGAUAAAACUGAAUGAACUGCGCAAAAGGAGGAAAGGUUGGAAGAAGAAUUCCUGGCCCCAAAGAGAUGAAGAUGUUGAGCUACUUUUCAGCCUCAUUGAUGUGAAAAUCUUAUCCAGGGUUCUCAGAAUGGUGAGGAUCACCAAGGAGCAACUGUUUUGGUGUGAAGAAAAGAUGAAAAAACUUGGUAUGGCAUAUGGCAAGCUGCGGAGAGAUCCCUCUCCCAUCCUUUUCCCUUGUUAAUAAUAGAUGCUAGAACCGGUAAAGAAAGCAAGUUUUUGUUGAUGGUUGCGCUGCAAGUGAACAUCCCCUGUAGUCCCUUACCCUUGUGGAUGCUGCUAGGAAUUCUCAUCUCCUUCUACUAGGAAUACCCAAUACGUCACAUAAUAAUACUCGAGUCAAGAAUUCCUUGUUCUCAUCGACCAGGAUAAAGGAUUGUAGCAGGGCUGUCUGCUGUAUGUUGUUUUGUUAACCAUGUUGGUGUUUCAGAUAA
Messenger RNA from Carya illinoinensis, 2529 nucleotides. RefSeq lists its product as uncharacterized. Lineage: Eukaryota; Viridiplantae; Streptophyta; Magnoliopsida; Fagales; Juglandaceae. The coding region runs from base 972 to 2279 and encodes 435 amino acids. The record is from RefSeq and is a predicted model, not a curated record. The transcript is spliced from 6 exons.